UUCGUCGGGGCAACUUCAGGCGGGCGAACGUUCGUUCGUUCGUUUCUAUUCGCCGAGCUUCAUCGUCUCGCUGUUCUUUCUCCGCGACGAGAUCGGGAGGUAAACAGUGCGCGCGUCGUAUCGUGCGAGGAAGGUCGCGCAGCUUUGCGCGAGAUUCCGCGAGUGACACGUUUCAUCAGCGGUAGGUGAAUCGUGUUUUUCUCGUAGCGAACCAUUCAUCUCGGCUGGGAAUAGUGACGGCGGCGAUUUAACCUCUUCCUCCACGAAUCGUCGGUGUGUAUGCGACGUAUCCUUUUGUGAAUGCCGCUCGUUGAAAUUUCGCCUCGGUUCGGUGAUUUCAAGAAGUUUCGUUUCGCAAAGCGUUUUGACCAAUCUUUUUUGCAAAGCACCGACAACUUGUACGAAAUAUAUUCCAGACAGACUUUAUCACCCAAGUCAUCUGAGAACCUGACUCAACCGUUCUCUUUAUAUAACGAGAGAUUGAUUCGCGAUUAUCGGCUUGGCACGAAGCCAAUUCUCGCAAAUCGAUCGAUUUCUGAUCGCAAACUUUGGCCGAGAAUCAGUUUUCGCCGGUGGAUAUAUCAAUCGGCCUGAAAUCGAUUACGAAAUUUCGCGGGAAUUUAAUUUUCAACUUCUCGCGUUCGUAAGCUGCAGUCGGGCAACUCUUCUCUGGGUUUCGUUUCCGUAAACUCGGCGUUGCCAACUUUCCUUCCCGGGAAAACAAAAUUUGCUUCUCGGGCGUCUUUUCGAAUAAAAUCGUCCGGGAGAUAUUUCCAGUGAGUGUAGUGAAUCUUUCUCGGUAAAUAAAGGUCUCGAAGAAAACAUCACUUUUGUAAAGAGAAUGAUAUCGGUAGAAAAACACUAAACUCGGUGGGCUGAGCGUCCUUUUUUACGACGUCUGCCCUUGAACAGGUUCAGGAAGAGGGAUCGCGCGAGCUACAGGACGAUUCACCGUUCGGUGGCGCGCGUGACGCAUGUUCCCGUUCGCUCGCUCGUUCGCUCACUCUACGAGGAAAAGUCUCAGUGACGACAACAGUGCGUUCUAAGAAUUUCUCACCGAUGGUGUGCGCGUGAUAUCUGGAAAAUUACAAUGGUGAAAUCGCGCGGGAUCGGUGGCAGCCUGUAGCUCGACAGCUGCUGUUCAUGUAAAACCAGCAGCGAGCUAACCAGUCGGACCGGUGCGUUGUUUCGGUUCUCUUCACGGCCAUAACGGACCAUGCGGCCCUUUGGAAUUUCCUGGAAACGAUGGCCUGCCAGCGGAAUAGGGCAAGAGGUUGCUUUAAAGAGCACGACAACGGAUGGACAACUGCGUGAUGGAUGAAUCGCAAUUACGUGGGCGUGGAAAGAAGAAAGGAAAUGGAUUUGAGAGUGACGAAUAGAGGGAGCGAAAUUGUAUAGCAGGGAGAAGAAGGAAAGGAGAAAACGUCAGUCGUGCAAGGAAACAUCGUAAUAAAGACGACAUGAGCAUCUUUCUCUUUAACGGUUUUCUGCUGCUGGGCUUCGUCGUGGCCACGGUGCCGGAUGUCAUGGUGCUGGGCUCGCCCUCGCAAAUCGUGGACCGGGAUUCAAGCGUAAAGAGGUGUCGUUACAAGAGGGACUACUCGUUGUUGGAAGCGCGGUGUUCAAAUUUGGAACUGGAGGAAAUCCCGAUUAACUUAAAGGCGGACAUACAGGUGCUGGACGCUACGGUGAACCGGCUGAGAGAGCUGACCAACGACAGUCUGUUGCCUUACAAGAAUCUGCAGUACAUUUACCUGGCCGACAACUUUAUUCAAAAUAUCGAGGAAGCUGCGUUCGCGAAUCAGCAUUACCUGCAGGUGCUGGACCUGACGAAGAACGGUUGCGACAAUCUGCCCAAGAGCCUGUUUCAGCUACCGCGCCUCAGGACCCUCUACCUCGAUUACAACAAGCUCACCGACUCGGUGUUCAAGGUGUCGGUGAGCUCGCCUCUGAGUAUAUUGCAACUGGCCAAGAACAAACUCACCAAGAUCCCGGAUAUCGAUGUGCAGCCGACUCUCAUGCGCCUCAACCUGUCGGACAAUGCGAUCGUCUCCAUCAGCAGCGAAGACAUCGCGCCGUUCUGCUCGCUCGAGGUGCUGGAUUUCUCGAGAAAUCCGAUCAAAUUCGGCGAGGGCUGCGAAUGCCAUGCGCUCAAAGCGUGGCUGAAGCUACGGCGAAUUCAAGUGAAGCCGUAUUCGUUCAAUUGCAGCGAUUGGUCGUCCGAGAACGCAGCCCGGUGCGCCAAUGUGCAGUUCAGCAAUCGGACGCUCGAGCUGUACGACAACUGCUUGGCGGUGAUACAGCAAAAGUUGGAGACCGAGAAGGCUCGUUCGGUCUGGAUAAUGGUCGUCUCGUGCGUCUCGGUGUUUAUCGUAUGCGUCUUCGUCGCUCUGUUCUGCGUCCACAAGAGGAAUCGCAGGCGACGUAGGAAGCAGAAGCAGCAGCAGCAGCAGCAACUCGCGGCGAACAACGCCAACACCGAGCUGCUCAACAGCAAUCUCACGCCGGGUAAUUCGUGAACCGACCGUGGUGGCUCGUUGUAAGAGAUGCUCGCAUGUGUGGAUGUCGACGCUACCAGUUUCACUUGCGACCGACGGCAUGGCAGGACACACGAAUGAGAGAGAGAGACCUGUUGCUGUUUGUUGAGAGUUUAAUCGCGAUAUCGACGGACACACGUGCCGUCGUGACUGCCAUUUUCCACCGAUGUGUUGCAAUUUUUCUCAACUGACAUAUAUAUAUAUAUAUUAGUCACUUUUCGAAGGUGUUGUUCGAGACGGCGCUUCGGACGCCAAGAUUACUACACUUGUCACAGAUAUAAACGAAUGUGUAAAUGUUCCAUAUUAUGUUGACAUAUAGCAGUUACGAGAUAUAUAUAUAUAUCUGUGUGAAAACGUGACGGUUUCUCCAAGACUCUGAGUGUGUUUCAAUAAAUACCCCACCGUCAUCUACCUAAUAAUCUCGCUGUACUCUUUGUGUGCGCCGAUAAAAAAAAACACCAAUUUUCGUUUCGAAAGAAAUCGUGUGAUUCUUGCCCAUGUGUGACUGAUAUCAGUGGUGCAUUUAUUAUCGCCACGGUUUAUGGUGUUUGAAGAGGGAUUCUUAUCGGAAGACUUCCACCACGUAGAAUCCAAAGUGGAGAAUAACCCCUAACCUAGCCGUGUGAUUUUACUUUUCGUCGAUGCUUCUUCUACUCUCUCUUAUUUCACAUGCACAAUUUUGUAUCCCACUUGUAUUUAUUUUUCACAAAUCGAGAAUAGGUUAUUAUAGUUUACGCAUAAAGACGCUGGACAUUCUAUAGUAUAACGAGAUCCACACAAGCGUUUGUUACAUUCGAGCUAAAAUGAACAGUGUGGAGGAGUAUGCGUGAUUUCUCUCUUAUUAAAGAAAAUGAAAGAAAAAAAGAAGGAAACAAGAUCAUCUCCAGCGCAAAGUCAUAUUCUCAGUUCCUAACAUGUGUAUAGGUUUAUUUCAUACAUAUAUGUACCGGUGCAGAGAUUAUUUGAUUUUAUCAUAAGAUAAAUACGGGUUAAUCGUUACCAUCGAAAUAACGACACAACUCAUGCGUAACACGACGUUGGACAAUUUUUUUUACUAAUUUCCACGUUACCUUUUAAUACACACGAGAAAUACUUUACAAACUAUGUACAGAGGUAUCAAUAAAAAUUGAGAUCCGAUAAAUCACCCUUCAAUCACACUUGUCAUGAUUUUUACCAUUUUUAUCUAACCAUUGUAUCUGAUAGGGCGAUACUUUUUCUACACCUUUGAUACAUUCGAAUAAGUUUGUACGUAUAUAUGAGCGUAUUUUCGCACCGUUAUUCACAUAAAUUUAUUUCACCACAAAGUCAGUCAAAAAUAUCACUAAAAUACCUAUUUUAUUCAAUCGCAAAUAUUUAUAAGAUUGUAAUGUAUAAAUUUUCAUAGAUGUAUCGGUCAUGAGAAAAAAGUGACAAAACGAGAAAUGCCGGACGAGAAAAACCGUUUAUUAAAUGAAAUACAUCUUUGAAACAACGAACUGUAAAAAGAUCAAUGUAUACGAUGAAAAUAUUAAUCGACUCGUAGCGCAAAAUCGCAACGUUUAUCAAUUCAAUAAAACAGCAGCUUUAAGCAAAAUAAGAAUUUUAUUAUUAAAUUAUUUCUAUAUACGCAUAUCCAGAGCCA
Messenger RNA from Dinoponera quadriceps, 4158 nucleotides. RefSeq names its product leucine-rich repeat protein soc-2 homolog (gene Lapsyn). Gene Ontology annotation, molecular function: voltage-gated potassium channel activity; transmembrane transporter binding; potassium channel activator activity. The transcript is spliced from 4 exons. The coding region runs from base 1461 to 2519 and encodes 352 amino acids. The record is from RefSeq and is a predicted model, not a curated record. NCBI's taxonomy places the organism in Eukaryota, Metazoa, Arthropoda, Insecta, Hymenoptera, Formicidae. Gene Ontology annotation, cellular component: voltage-gated potassium channel complex; extracellular matrix.